AUAUUCGUCUUGACGUUUUAUGAAAUCGAGUAUUUGAAAUCGAAUAGUCGAUAUAAGUCAAUAUACGCACGCAUUAGCCAGAACAAGAGAUAGGCUUUCCCUGCUUUUCUCGGCCAGCUGGUGUUUGAGACGCCAGACAAGCUGGGACUGUGCAAAAGGAGAACGCCAACGCCAAAGGCUAAUUGACACAAGACACAUUACAUUUCCAACAAAAUCAAACAACGCUGUGUGCUGUCACUAUUAAAUAUAAAAGUGGCCUGAUAUAUUUGCUCAAAUCGAAAUACUAUUCGAACAAAUCUCCCCGGCCCUAGGCCGUAUCGGAAAAGUGCAUACAAAGUGAACAUUGAUUUUUAGCCAGUGUUUUCUUCGAGUACCACCAGAACAGCAGAAAAAAGAGCAACAAGAUGGUGCAAAAGUUCCAAUCUCCUGUGAGGGUCUACAAAUAUCCCUUCGAACUGGUUAUGAAGGCGUACGAGCGUCGUUUUCCCACCUGUCCCCAGAUGCCCAUUGUGUUGGACUGCGAGAUUAUUAAGGACGAGUCAUUGGAGAAUGGGGCUAAGCGGAACACAAGCAGGCGCUGCAAGCUGGCGGUGGAUGCGCCGUACAUUUUUAAGAAGCUAAUCGGCGUAGAUUUCGUGUUUUUCCUGCAGCACAAUUACCUAGACAUGGGAAACCGCACGCUGAGUAUUGAGGCGGUAAACGAAAGCUUCUCCUCACGCAUCGAGAUCUUCGAGAGGUGUCGCUACUACUCCCAUCCUGACAAUUCUGAAUGGACGUGCUUCGAUCAGACGGCCACGUUGGACAUUAAAAACUUUUUUGGCUUUGAGCAUUCCAUGGAAAAGAUGGGAAUGAAACAGUACACCCAGACGACGCUCAAGGGUAAGGAGAUAAUUGAGUACUUCAUUAGCCAGCUACGUGAGGAGGGUAUCACACAUGUGGACCGCUGGACACCACCGGCCGACGCUCCAAAGUCACCGGUCCUGGACCACGUUCCAGAUCAGCAUCAUGACAUUUUGCUCGACGGUGACUUCAUCGCUCGCAGUCUAGGGCAACUCACGCCAAUGCAGGAGUCCAAGCUGCUGGAGCCGAAAAUGCUUGAUGGUGUCGAUGACGUGGAGCGAUCGCCCAGUUAUCAGACCAUCCUGCGUUUCUUGGCAGCCAGAGACUGGCAUGUUAGUCAGGCCUUCGCCAUGCUCUGCGAUUCGCUCCGCUGGCGUCGUGAGCACCGCAUCGACGCCCUGAUGGAGGAGUACACCAAGCCAGCUGUGGUUGUGGAGCAUUUCCCGGGCGGCUGGCAUCACCACGACAAGGACGGACGGCCCGUAUACAUUCUUAGGUUGGGCCAUAUGGAUGUCAAGGGCCUGCUGAAGUCACUGGGAAUGGAAGGCCUGCUGCGUUUGGCUUUGCACAUUUGCGAGGAGGGCAUACAGAAGAUCAACGAGUCCGCGGAGCGCCUUGAGAAGCCUGUGCUCAACUGGUCCUUGCUCGUUGACUUGGAGGGGCUGUCCAUGCGUCACUUGUGGCGACCCGGUAUCAAGGCUCUUCUAUACAUCAUCGAGACAGUGGAGCGCAAUUACCCAGAGAAUGGCCGUGUUCUGGUAGUGCGUGCGCCAAGAGUUUUUCCCAUUGCUUGGACUAUUGUUAGUGCGUUCAUCGACGAACACACCCGCUCUAAGUUUUUAUUCUAUGGGCCCGAUUGCGUUCACAUGAAGGAUGGUCUGGCGCAAUAUCUCGAUGAGGAAAUAGUGCCAGAUUUCUUGGGAGGACCAUGCAAGACCAUGAUACAUGAGGGCGGACUAGUUCCCAAAUCGCUAUACAAGAUGAACUCGCUAGAAGAGGAUCAUGACGACGACGUGGCCGCCGUUGAGUUGCAAGCCACUGCCAGUGCUGCCGAGGCACUUGUUCCAGCCAAGCGCCUGUCCACAAUUAUUCAGCACGACCAUAAUAACUUAUACAAGAGCGUAGAGCUAAAGGCGGGCUUCAGCCACGAGCUGCUUAUCCGGAACGAAGACCCAAAGAGCGUAUUGACAUGGGACUUUGAUGUAAUGCGCAAUGACUUACACUUCACACUAUACCGAGUCACCCAGGAGCUGCCGGAGAAGAAUGAUGCCGCCGUGUCGUACUUUGAUCUGCAAGACUUCGUUGAGGGCGUCAACUAUUUCCGGGAAGAGCCCACACUUAUUUGCCGACACAAGGAGAGCGUCCAGGGCUCACAUGUGAUGCACCACAACGACAGCUAUAUAAUGCACUGGUUCAGUCCCUCGGGAGCACAGUUGAAUGUCUUUUACGAGGUACUCAGCUCUGUCAACUACAAGGGCUCCAUGACAAGCCUGCAAUCGGCCUUCUCCUCAAACUCGUCAGCGGCCAGCUCUGUCCAGAGUCGAUGAUAUGAGACGAAGGAAGAGGGUGCGGCAAAGGGCGGCACCGAUGGACUGUCUUCUCCAUUGGGGGAGCCAGUGGAAGCGGAUAUGCUAUCUGGCACGCUGAUAGAAAAGAGCGUUAAUCUUUCCGACACCCUUGAUAUUUUUUUUAAGAGGAAAAGUGGCAAUCUCUUCAUUCUAGAUUAUUUUUGUUUAAUUUAGCUAAAUGUUUUUUUUUUAAAGAAAUUUAUUUAGUCAGUUUAUUAUAUUUUUAAUAUUUAAAAUAAUGUUCAUGUAUUGUUUGGCUGUAGAUAAAAAGUUCAAAAUGUUUCCCUUUGGAUUAAAGUUUGAAAAAAAUUGUCUAAUGCAUUAGGAAUUCAAAUUAUGACUUUAAUUUUUAAUGUUUAAAUAAGAAAAGCAUUACGAAAACGAUUAUUUAAAGGAAUAAGGUAAAAUGUAAUGUAUCCCGGAGAUAAGCAUUUCUGUAUCACUAUCAGUUUUUAUUCCCGAAUCGAACAUAUAUUGUAAAAGAAAAAUUGUAAUAUUUUGUUUGCUUAGUGUACUACCGUAAUACUAGCUAGUAAGAAUUUGCGUACCUCUUUUAAAACAUUUGUAUAGGUAAAUUCUGGCUAUAAGAUUGCAACGAACUGAUGGAGGUAUUUCUGACAUAUUUAGCAUUCUCAUAUUUAAGGAUUAAAUUGAUUGAAAAGUCGGACAGUAGUUUUGUACAAGACCAGAUAUGCGAGUUAAGAAACGAAAAAAAAUUUAAAUAUUGACAGAAACCAUUCUAUUGACAUUAAAAAAGAUAUAUGCUUUCAAAGAGGUAAAUACAUAUGAAGGUACAUAUAUCCUUGGAAACCAGUGCAACUCACUCUAGGCGGGGAUGUCGAAAUUUUAAACCUUGUUUUAAUCCGUCAAUUAGUCCAUUUUAGCUAAUACAUUUAUAAAACCAACAAAAUUUUAUUUAAUAUUGUAGUUUAUACAAAUUUUUUAACAAUUGUCAAAAAGGAAUUACUCCACAUGUUCGCUAUACUAACCGAUGAACGCUAAUAAUAGGAUUUAUAUAAAUAUAUUUAUCAAUGACUACGUGUUACCUAAUUAGUUUAACCUUCGGAAAUAGAGAACCUUAGUUUGGACUAAAAAUUAGCUAAAUAAGCAAAAUCGUUGUAUACUAUUUAUAAGAUAUAAAAUAAUCAAUAGCGUGACAAGCGAUCGUCUAUACAAAUAGCCAAUAACGAAAAUAGAGAACAUUGCAUGUUGACUAACUGUGUAAGUUGUAAUAAGAACACAAUCAAUAAAGCCAAUAAGAUUAA
Drosophila serrata is the source of this 3673-nucleotide messenger RNA. It is a transcript of the gene retm, whose product is annotated as real-time. The record is from RefSeq and is a predicted model, not a curated record. Gene Ontology annotation, cellular component: cytoplasm. NCBI's taxonomy places the organism in Eukaryota, Metazoa, Arthropoda, Insecta, Diptera, Drosophilidae.